AUGGCGGAGCAGAGUUGCGCCGCCCUGCUGCUGCCGGUGGUGGGCAACCUGUCCGGAGCGGCGGCGGGGGCGGCGGCGAGCUUCAUCUGCGGGAGAUUCGAGAAUAUCACGACCCAGUUCGAGGCGGUGUCGGCGCAGCUGACGGACACGGCGUCGGCGGUGGACACGACGUACCUGCUGUUCUCCGCCUACCUGGUCUUCUCCAUGCAACUAGGCUUCGCCAUGCUCUGCGCCGGCUCGGUGCGGGCCAAGAACACCAUGAACAUCAUGCUCACCAACGUCCUCGACGCCGCCGCCGGUGGCAUCUUCUACUAUCUCUUCGGCUUCGCCUUCGCCUUCGGAUCCCCCUCCAACGGCUUCAUCGGCCGGCACUUCUUCGGGCUCAAGGGCGUCCCAGCCCCCGGGUACGACUAUGCCUACUUCCUCUACCAGUGGGCCUUCGCCAUCGCCGCCGCCGGCAUCACCUCCGGCUCCAUUGCCGAGCGGACCCAGUUCGUCGCCUACCUCAUCUACUCCUCCUUCCUCACGGGUUUCGUCUACCCCGUGGUGUCUCAUUGGUUCUGGUCCGCCGACGGCUGGGCCAGCGCCUUCCGCACCGACGAUCUCCUCUUCCGCAGCGGCGCCAUCGACUUCGCCGGCUCCGGCGUGGUCCACAUGGUCGGCGGCAUCGCCGGCUUCUGGGGCGCCCUCAUCGAGGGCCCCCGCAUCGGCCGCUUCGACCACUCCGGCCGCGCCGUGACCCUCCGCGGCCACAGUGCCUCCCUCGUGGUGCUCGGCACCUUCCUACUCUGGUUCGGCUGGUACGGCUUCAACCCGGGCUCCUUCCUCACCAUCCUCAAGUCCUACGGCCCCAGUGGCUCCAUCAACGGCCAGUGGUCCGCGGUGGGCCGCACGGCGGUGACCACCACCCUCGCCGGCUGCGCCGCGGCGCUCACCACGCUCUUUGGGAAGCGCCUCCUCUCCGGGCACUGGAACGUCACCGACGUCUGCAACGGCCUCCUUGGCGGCUUCGCCGCCAUCACUGCCGGUUGUUCUGUGGUGGAGCCGUGGGCGGCGAUCAUCUGCGGCGUCGUCGCCGCCGGGGUCCUCAUCGGCUGCAACAAGCUGGCGGAGAAGUUCAGAUUCGACGACCCCCUCGAGGCGGCCCAGCUCCACGGCGGCUGCGGCACCUGGGGCCUCAUCUUCACCGCCCUGUUCGCCAAGGAGAGGUACGUCAACGAGGUCUACCCGGGCCAUCCCGGCCGUCCCUACGGACUCUUCAUGGGGGGUGGCGGCCGUCUGCUGGCGGCGCAGCUGGUGCAGAUCCUGGUAAUCGCCGGGUGGGUCAGCGCCACCAUGGGCCCCCUCUUCCUCCUCCUCCGCCGGUUCGGCCUUCUCAGGAUCUCCGACGAUGAUGAGAUGGCCGGGAUGGACCUCACCCGCCACGGCGGCUUCGCCUACGUCUACCACGACGACGACUCCCCCGGUGACGGCGCCGCAGGGUUCAAGCACAAAUCAGCCGUCUCCCGGGUGGAGCUCACCACCGCCGGCAACGGCCGCCCCUAG
Molecule: messenger RNA, 1545 nt
Organism: Spirodela intermedia
Lineage: Eukaryota; Viridiplantae; Streptophyta; Magnoliopsida; Alismatales; Araceae
Source: the annotation of a GenBank genome assembly